UGUGUUCAUAACCAGUCGCUGUAGAAGAGAAAAUGGCCUGUUUAGUUUCCGUCGUCGUAUUACAGCUUCUAACGAUCCACUACAUCAUCGUCACCGGCGCUCAGAAUUCGACCACCGACACGGCGAGCCCGGACGGCGUCAGCUCGGCGACGGUCAUCUCCCAGUUCCUGGCGUCCCACAACGAGGCGAGGCAGCAGGUCGGGGUGCCGCCACUGAGGUGGGACGCGAAGCUGGCGAGCUUCGCCAGGGCGUACGCCAACCAGCGGCGGGGCGACUGCCAGCUGGUGCACUCGCCGGGGUACGCCUACGGGGAGAACAUCUUCUGGGGGCAGGGGAGGCGGUGGGCUAUCCCGGACGCCGUGGCCAAGUGGGUGGAGGAGAAGCAGUGGUACCGCUACGACACCAACACCUGCGCCGGCCCGGACUGCACCCACUACACGCAGAUGGUGUGGCGCACGACGGAGCUGCUGGGCUGCGCCAAGAUCGUCUGCAGCAGCGGCGACACCUUCAUCGUCUGCGAGUACUACCCGCCGGGAAACUAUGUCGGAGCCCGUCCGUACAUUAAGCCGCCGAAGGCCUGAUCGCAUCGACCUCUUGCUGCUGUCUCACUACCGCUGUUACCGUCAUCGUUGUCACCUGAUACUGCUCUGAAGAUUGUAUAUAAUGUGCUUAGUCAACGAAAUAAUUGAUGCGAUUGUACAUACCGUCA
Molecule: messenger RNA, 709 nt
Organism: Musa acuminata subsp. malaccensis (wild Malaysian banana)
Lineage: Eukaryota; Viridiplantae; Streptophyta; Magnoliopsida; Zingiberales; Musaceae
Product: pathogenesis-related protein 1
Source: RefSeq, a predicted model, not a curated record